Molecule: messenger RNA, 3640 nt
Organism: Brassica rapa (field mustard)
Lineage: Eukaryota; Viridiplantae; Streptophyta; Magnoliopsida; Brassicales; Brassicaceae
Product: AT-hook motif nuclear-localized protein 28
Cellular component (GO): nucleus
Molecular function (GO): minor groove of adenine-thymine-rich DNA binding; DNA-binding transcription factor activity
Source: RefSeq, a predicted model, not a curated record
GUGCCUGGAGCGGAGUGUUACAAAUGGCACGGCCUCGAUGUUAUCAACAAUGUAACAUAUUGAACGCAUUUACACCCACCAAAAAAAAAAGAAAAUAUAUAUAUAUAUAUUGAACGCAUGAACAACGCAUGUAAUGUUACUGUAGUAGAGAUAGAGAGAAAAAAAGCAAUACUUUCUGGUCAAAUUAUAUAAUUAAUCAAAAUAUACACCACUUUUGCCCAUUAAAGAGACAACGACUAGUCUUCGUACACUAUUACCAACAAACUCUGCAUCUUCUUCCUCUUUUACUUUUCACCAUUUUACCACACAAAUAAAAAGGUCAAAAAAAAAGGAGACAUUGGACCUCCAAGUUCCCUCAACACCAACACGCUCUUUCCUCCUCCUCCGACUCCAACUUCACCGCCGCCGUCUCAAUGGAACCCGUCCAGCGUCAGCGUCCACGUGGCAGACCCCAAGGUUCGAAAAACAAACCGAAACCACCGGUCUUCCUCACCGUGGAGCCUCCCAUGAGUCCUUACAUCCUCCAAGUCCCCUCCGGAAACGACGUCGUCGCCUCCAUCAACCGCUUCUGCCGCGAAAGAUCCAUCGGCCUCUGCCUCCUCAGCGGCUCCGGCUCCGUUGCUGACGUCACGCUGCGCCAGCCUCCCCCUGCACCUCCCGGCUCCACCAUCACUUUCCACGGCAAGUUCGAUCUCCUCUCCGUCUCCGCCGCUUUCCUCCCUCCUCCCGUCUCCAGCUCCUUCACCGUCUCGCUCGCCGGACCUCAGGGGCAGAUCAUCGGCGGAUUCGUCUCCGGUCCGCUCAUCUCCGCCGGACCGGUCUACGUCGUCGCCGCGAGUUUGAACAACCCUUCGUAUUACCGGUUACCCGCGGAGGUGAAGCAAGAAAACUCCUCGGCUUCGGCGGAGGCAGAGGAAGGGAAGGGACAGUCGCCGCCGGUCUCUGGAGGAGGUGGAGAGUCUUGCCACAUUGAGGGCUCUGAUGUUGUCUGGACCCCCGCCGCCGGCAUACUAACCAAACCUUCCCUUUAGAGUUUCUGCUAUUAAUCAUCAAGAAUCAAUUUGUUUGCUUUUAAUCUUUGUUCUUCAUGCUCUCUGUCACUCUUUAAGUUCGACAUGAGUUUAUAUGAUUCGCAUUGUCUUCUAGAGAUAAUUAGAAUGUUUGUCCCCUAAUGAUUGGUUGGUUUAUUUAAAACAUUUCUUUAAUCUUAUCGCAUUGUUUAUUUUAUUGGAUGUCUGGUAGUUUGGCUGUAUAGUUAUAUGGUUUUAUAUUGACUUCUCCAGCAGAAGAUAUCCUUUGGGCAAUGGUUAAGUGGUCUCAUUAUUACAUGACAACAUCUCUCGCAGAUUAAACUAGUGGCCCAAAAGGUCUCAUUAAUUACUACUUGGAACAUAUCUAUACUAUACUAAAAGGGAGAUAUACUCCAUUCUAAAGCUGUCCACGUCGGAUAAAUUAAUUAGCCAAUGAGAGAGAAGUUUUUUAACACGUCAUUAUCAACUACGCUGGGCUUCUUCCCAUGGCCCAAAACGAAUCCACUUGAGUAAUCUAUUGUCUGGCGAUUUCUAUCGAUUUCUCCGUACUUCGUCUUCUCCGCUUCGACUUCUUGCAACCUCAAUUACCGCGAUCCCACUUCUUAUCAAUCAAUAGGUUUUACCGUUUCAAUCACUCAUUCAGUUCUUAUAUCUCUUCCAAGACGUUGUAUCUCUAUCUAUAAAAAGGUGAGGAUUCAUCCCUUCAGAAUCAUCCUUUUGAACGCCUCUCUGUUUCUACCAUUGUAGUAGGUGGAUCUUCAGCCAUUCCGUUUAGUUUGAUAUGUACGAUCGAGCUAGCAUCAACAAUCGGAGCCAUAACUACCCUAGAUUGUAUCACCGGAACCGUUCUCAUCCCCUCCUUGGAUCCACAAGUGUCAUCCAUCUUCCGUUGGGUCUGGCGAUUGCUCCGGGAAUGAAGCAAACGAAUGAGACGGCGGAAAGAAUAAGCUGAGGAAAAACUCAGGCUUUUGGAGAAGGAUAGAGGACAAACAGCGACUGAAAGGAUUUCGGAUACGAGAAUUAAGAUGUGUACGAUAACGGCGAAGACGGUGGGAUGUGAAAGCCGUAGGGGAUUUGUUGGAUAGAGAGUGUGUGAGGCCUGAUGUGAUAUUAGCUGAGGGAGAAGAAGACAGUGAUGAUGAGGAUGAUGAUACUGUGUUAUUGCAAUGGGAUAAGAACGAGGACGUUUGAUAUCAGCCGAAGUGAUCAGCAUUUUCUAUAAACUAUGAAAAUAAUUUUUUAUUUGUGAUCACAUGAAAUCCAGCGAUUAACUCUGUUGCUUCUUAAAAAGAUUAAUAAGACUAACUCUGUUGCUUCUUAAAAGUCUAGCAAUUUUGCUGUUUGGAGAUUUUGCUCACAGGACAUCGUUGCCGAUGUAGAAAGUGGAGGAAUUGUGGCGGAGGAAGAGCUUCAGCUAUUGAACAAGCCUAAUCAUGUAUCAACACCAGAGGAGGCCGAAAAUCAGUGUGGGAAAGCAGGCUGUGGCCAGGUCCUGCAUGAGCCCUUUCUGAAGUUCUUAAAGCAUGAAGAAGAAGAUGAAUCAGAGAUUUCCCAGGACAUGGAGAGACUCGCCCUGGAGUAUUACGAUCCCAAACCAGGUGAAUUUGUGGUUGGUGUUGUGACCUGUGGUUUCUGGUAACGAGAACAAACUUGAUGUGAGUAUAGUUGCGGAUAUGUUGGGGACCAUAAUGACGAAUGAGAAAGUUCCAUUGGAUUGUUAAGGAUGAUGAUGAAGAUGGUGUUUAAGUUGUGUAGUUUGCAACGCAAGGCAUGCAUGUGGUGGAGAUAGGACGUUGAGUGGAAGGUCUUUGCUUUCUUCUAGACGUUACUUUAGAAGAAUAGCUUGGCACCAAGUGAGGUAGGUCUCUUUUUGUUCCUUGAUUUCAAGAACUGUUACUGGUUGAUGUAUCAAGAAGAUUCUAAUGAAAAGUAGGUUUUUAUGUGGUAGACCAAACAGCUUAAUGAGCCCACUGAUGUUAAGAUAACUGAGUGGAAUAUCUCUCACCAGAAUUGAGGUCGGCUUCACAUGUUUGCUUAGAGUUCAUGCCGUUUACUGGAUUUAAUAGUUAGUUUUUUUGUUUAAUCUCAGGGCUUGAGAGGUUCUAUAUAGUUGAAGAAAAAAGUAAAGCAAGAGCUCUUUUUUUGCUGACUUGCAGUAAGCUUUUUGGUUUCACUGUUUCUAGGAUGGAAGCAUGAUAAGGCAAAACGUCAUUCGAUUGAAGAGUUUCAGAGAUAACAAGGAAUUGUUUUCAAGAUUGACGAACUCGAGAUACAAGCCGAACAUAGCGAGCUUUUGCAAGGAUGUGUUGAAAACUGGGUAGUAGUAAGCUAUGACAAGACAAAUCAUUAAAAAUAUGGAUGGUAAAUGAUGAUGGAAAGACAGAUGGAAAUGAGGGAAGUUGAUGAUUGUGUGUGAUAUCAGUAGAUAAAUACAAAAGAAACACGUACGUGUUAUCCACGUUAAAUAGCUGAGUGUAUCUUGGGUCUUUUUUGUAUUUAAUUCAGCUUGAGUUAUAUAUGUGUUUGUUUUAAGACUUUUAGUGCAAGUUUUUUUUUCUUCUCUGUUAUUGUUGUAAACUUGUGAUGUGAUCAUCUUUGAUAAAUAAGUU